UUGAAAUCUAAUUUUAUAUCUUUUUUAUUUUCCUUUUUAUAUUCAAUUUCCUUAAAUAGAUGUUAUGUUAUUUUCUUAGUCGUUUUAUCACAAACAGGUUUUUACUUAAAUCAUUUACAAAUGUCUACCAGCCUCAGUCAAAACUCUGCAAUGUUGCUUCAUCUUCAAAAUUAUUAGAAACGUGCAAUGGAAGGAUUGUUAAUUUGAGGAAUUCAUCUUCAGAUGUUUUUCAGCAUUGUGAUCACAUUCGAAUUGAUGACCUUGCAGCUGCUAAACAAAUUGCAAGCAAAAUUGGUCCAGCUGAAAGAGAAUUAUUACUUCAAAUUCUAGUUAAAGAAUCACCAAACUAUACAGAUAUUCGUAAUGGCGAAGAAGACGGUGAAUUACAUAUUGACCAACUCAGACAGUUAUUUACUAUUAAUACAAUUCCUUUUAUUGGGUUUGGAUUUCUUGAUAAUGCAAUAAUGGUUUUGGCUGGUGAAUAUAUUGAUCAGUCUUUGGGAACUCUUCUUUGUAUUUCAACGAUGGCUGCAGCUGCUUUGGGGAAUAUAAUUUCAGAUGUAGCGGGUGUUGGACUUGCUCAUUAUGUUGAAGUUUUUGUUACUCGACUUGGUUUUAAAAGUCCAACGCUUACCUCUAAACAAUUGGAAUCUCGUAAGGCUCGUUUAACUGUAAAUCUGGCAAGAGCAUUUGGUUUAAUUGUUGGUUGCCUUUUGGGAAUGUUUCCUCUUCUAUUUUUUAGUGAAGUGGAUAAAUCAAAAAGUGAAAUUGUUCUCUAA
This is a messenger RNA of Meloidogyne enterolobii, 779 nucleotides long. NCBI's taxonomy places the organism in Eukaryota, Metazoa, Nematoda, Chromadorea, Rhabditida, Meloidogynidae. The record is from the annotation of a GenBank genome assembly.